This is a messenger RNA of Diaporthe batatas, 2523 nucleotides long. RefSeq lists its product as uncharacterized. NCBI's taxonomy places the organism in Eukaryota, Fungi, Ascomycota, Sordariomycetes, Diaporthales, Diaporthaceae. The record is from RefSeq and is a predicted model, not a curated record. The transcript has 5 exons. Bases 1 to 2523 code for a protein of 840 amino acids. Gene Ontology annotation, molecular function: sequence-specific DNA binding; zinc ion binding; DNA-binding transcription factor activity, RNA polymerase II-specific. Gene Ontology annotation, cellular component: nucleus. Gene Ontology annotation, biological process: DNA-templated transcription; positive regulation of transcription by RNA polymerase II.
AUGGUGCCCGAUCCCGUCGAGGACGACACACUGGGGGGCUCUGCUUCCCCGGCCUCGUCCUCGUCGCGUCACAGACAAUCUGUGAGCGACGGAGCACAGCAGACGAUUCCCGGCGCCGAGAUUCGGAGCCAGAGUCCGCAAAGAGCGGCCAGAAAGCGGCGACGGACGACAAGAGCCUGCGACGAUUGCCGACGCAAGAAAAUCAGGUGUGAUGGCAAGAGGCCAUGUUCGAGCUGUGCCGCCUUUGACUCCAGUUGCAACUAUACCAAUUUAUCCACGCGAGGGUUUAGCUCGCUGCAACAAAAGGCAUACACGGCUGAGACUCUGCUUCACAAGCUCUUGCCCCAUGUCGAUCUGGAUAAUCCAGACGAAGUUGCUUCACUGCUGGAGCAACCAGCACAUUCCGCCCGAUCUGUCCUAAAAGGUCUAUCUCAUGACCAAAGGUCGUUCAGGGAUGAUGCCGCGGCGGCCAACGAGACCCCCGACAAAACAGCGAAUGCUGCGAGGCGAAUGCCUCUGGUCGAGAAUGUUGGCCAACUGGAUCUGACCGCGACCGGCGAAUACGAUUUCCAUGGCAUGUCGUCAGGGGCGGCCUUCUUAAGCCGUAUCACCCAGCAGUUCCCGGGUUUGUCUCGAUACGAUUCCAGAACGCCAUUCUUGCCUCAGCCUGGACGACCUUUUCUACCCAAAUCAUCUGGGCUCCUUGGGCAUUCGGCAACUUCUUGGUCCCAUGUCAGCGAUGGCUUUUCUCCAGUACCCCCCCAGCCUUUUGCCCGCGAUUUGUGCGAGUUCGCCUUCAGCAGGGCUACCUGCAUUCUGCCGGUGGUUCAUGCCCCGUCAUUUUGGCGCAUGUUCCACAGGCUCUACGAAGAACGACCCCAGAAAUACACGCCCGAGGAACGGAGGUUCGUAGGGCUCCUUUUCUCCGUCAUGGCUUUGGGGUCCAUGUACGAUGUUGACGAGAAUGACCCGACAAAUCCCGACCACUACGCUGUGGCAAUGGAGCGAGGGUACAAGUUCUACACUUUGGCGAAGCAUUACCUUCAAGAUGUAACCGAGUGUAGUGACAUGACUACCUUGCAAGCGCUUGUGUUUAACAUUCAGUUUUUGCAAGCCACUGGUGAACUAAACAGCUGCCAUACCCUCAUCGGCAUCGCCCUUCGCUCUGCCCUACGAAUGGGCUUGCACCGUCAUCUGCCUGCCAUCUCGCUCGGGCCGAUAAAGGACGAGACGAGGCGGAGGGUGUUCUACACCAUUCGGCAAAUGGACAUCUACCUUUCCACCACUCUCGGACUACCUCUUCUCCUAGAAGAGAAAGACAUUGAUCAGCCCUGGCCGUCCGAGGUGGAUGACGAAUACAUCACAGAUAGUGGAAUCGAGUGGCCACCGCCCGGGACUCCUUCCAUGCUUGAAGCAUCAAAUGCGAAUUUAAGGCUCAUGCACAUCCUCGCCAAAGUCGUUCGCGACAUCUACCCGCCCACAAGGGCCGAUGAUGGUUCCGCCGAGACCUAUAUGAUCAGCUUCUCUAAAAUUCGGGAGUUGGAGCAAGAUAUCCGCGACUGGCAUGAAAAGCUGCCGCCCACGUGGCGUCCAGGCCACGAAGAAGACGUACAAAUCACUCGGGUCAAAAUCCUCCUCCGCUUCACCUACGCUCAUGUCCAGAUGAUGCUAUACCGACCCUUCAUUCAAUACUAUUCUCGUCGGCUACCGUCGCACGAAUCGGUCGACGAGCGCUAUUUUGCCCUCGCGUCAGCGGGCAUAAAUGUGUGCCGCAACAUCAUACACAUAGGGCUUGAGAUACGCAGACAGGCGGUUCUCAUAGGCCCAUACUGGUUCAUCACCUACACGCAAUUCUUUGCGGUUCUAAGCCUGUUGUUAUUUGUCUUGAACAACCCGAAACAGCCCAGGGUUUCUGAGCUCUUCGCUGACGCCAAGAUGGGCAAAGACUGCAUCUCUGGUCUGACUCAAAGGAGCCUUGCGGCAGACAGAGUGACUGUUGCACUGAACUCAAUUUUUGAUCAACUCCCUGACCAAUAUAAACCGAAAAAACCCAGAGCUCAAGGCGGUCAGACGCGAAGGGCCACAACAGGUGACUGCCAACCAUCUUCUCGCCGUCGAGACGAUCCGGUCUCCGCCCAGACUGCAAGUCCUCAGGUCGCUCAGCAGCAUCAAUGGCCCCUGGGUUCAUUCUCCGCAGAGACUCCCACCACGGCAGGCCCCAGCGCCGAACCUCGGCCCGAUUCCAUGGAUCAUUUCCCUGAACAGGUAUCGAAGCCGUUGCAGGAUGACUUCAUGGACUUUCCCUUGGAGGACCCCUUCGCAUACCCUCUGCUGCCAGGGGUAAGCCUCGCUGAGAGCGAGCUCACUGCUUUCACUGAAGACACCCUGCGGAUUCCGCUCUACAACACGGAGAUGGACAUUGAGGGACAGCUUCUUGACGUCCAGGCGCCUUUUCUUCAGAACAUUUCGCCGCUGGCGAUGUUCUCUCCAAACGCGCCGCUUGAUCCCUUGGGCGACCUUUGA